UCUUACUCCUCCCCUCACUCGCCACGAGUUCCACGAUUCGCGGUGUAGCUCCGCCCCUGUCCCCGAGUCCGCCCCCGCGACCUCCCGAGCUUGUGCUUUCCUUUCCCCUCAGUCUCCUGCCGUCCAGCGGCCCUGGGUCUCGCGCUCCGCAAAGCGACAGGAGUCUCUCCCGCCUCGUUCCUACGCCUCCGCGCGCUCUCCCUCAGCAGCCACCGCGUAACCCACCCGCAGCUCGCUGUCUCGGACCCGGACUCGGGGUUGCGCGCCCUGACUCCGCCUACUUUCCCCCUCGGACUCGCGCCCUCGGGGCCCGGCCUCUCACUCGCGCAGGCCGCCGAGCGCUCGCCUCGCACUUGCCUCGCGCUUCCCAGGCGCUCUCGCGCUUUCCGAGGCGAGCGCGCUCCCGGCCCGCGCGCUCCGGGCUCUGGCUUUUCCCGGCUCCCGUCAGUGCGGUGACUGCGCUGGGAAACAUGGCGACCGAGGGAAUGAUCCUAACUAACCACGACCAUCAAAUCCGGGUCGGAGUCCUCACAGUGAGUGAUAGUUGCUUCAGGAAUCUUGCAGAAGAUCGCAGUGGGAUAAAUCUCAAAGAUCUUGUACAAGAUCCUUCUUUGUUGGGUGGGACUAUAUCAGCAUACAAGAUAGUACCAGAUGAAAUAGAAGAAAUCAAGGAAACCCUGAUAGAUUGGUGUGAUGAAAAGGAACUUAAUUUGAUACUAACAACUGGAGGAACAGGGUUUGCACCACGAGAUGUCACUCCAGAGAAAUUAUCUAAACUGAGGAAGAUUGAACUGGUCCAGAAGGUAAUCCUGCAUUUGCUCAGUGGUCUGUGGUAUCGGCUGAAUUUCAGGCAUAUUGCCAAAGCCACAAAAGAAGUAAUAGAACGAGAAGCGCCAGGGAUGGCCCUGGCAAUGCUGAUGGGAUCACUUAAUGUUACACCUCUGGGCAUGCUCUCUAGGCCUGUAUGUGGAAUCAGAGGGAAAACUCUGAUAAUUAACUUGCCAGGUAGCAAGAAAGGAUCUCAGGAAUGCUUUCAGUUCAUACUGCCAGCCCUACCUCAUGCCAUUGACCUUUUACGUGAUGCCAUUGUAAAAGUAAAAGAAGUGCAUGAUGAACUUGAAGAUUUACCUUCCCCACCACCACCUCUUUCCCCUCCUCCCACAACUAGCCCCCAUAAACAGACAGAAGACAAAGGGGUUCAAUGUGAAGAAGAGGAAGAAGAGAAGAAAGACAGUGGUGUUGCUUCAACAGAAGAUAGUUCUUCAUCACAUAUAACUGCAGCAGCCAUUGCGGCCAAGAAGCAUCCAUUCUACACCAGUCCUGCUGUUAUCAUGGCACACGGUGAGCAGCCCAUCCCUGGUCUCAUCAGUUAUUCCCAUGAUGCAACAGGCAGUGCAGAGGAACCGAUUCCAGACUCCAUCAUUUCUCGUGGCGUUCAGGUGCUCCCACGAGACACAGCCUCCCUCAGCACUACUCCUUCAGAAUCUCCUCGUGCUCAGGCUACAUCUCGCCUAUCUACAGCUUCCUGCCCAACACCAAAACAAAUUAGACGGCCGGAUGAAAGCAAAGGAGUUGCUAGUAGAGUUGGAUCCCUCAAAGUCCAGUCCAGGUGCAGCAGCAAGGAGAACAUUCUCAGAGCCAGUCACAGUGCUGUUGAUAUCACCAAGGUGGCUAGAAGACACCGCAUGUCUCCUUUUCCUCUAACAUCUAUGGACAAAGCCUUUAUCACAGUCCUGGAGAUGACUCCGGUGCUUGGGACAGAAAUCAUCAACUACCGAGAUGGAAUGGGGCGAGUCCUUGCUCAAGAUGUAUAUGCAAAAGACAACCUACCCCCGUUCCCAGCAUCAGUAAAAGAUGGCUAUGCUGUCCGAGCUGCCGAUGGCCCAGGAGAUCGUUUCAUCAUUGGGGAAUCCCAAGCUGGUGAACAGCCGACUCAGACAGUAAUGCCAGGACAAGUCAUGCGGGUUACAACAGGUGCUCCAAUCCCCUGUGGUGCUGAUGCAGUAGUACAAGUGGAAGAUACUGAACUGAUCAGGGAAUCUGAUGAUGGCACUGAGGAGCUUGAAGUACGAAUUCUGGUGCAAGCUCGGCCAGGCCAAGAUAUCAGACCCAUUGGCCAUGACAUUAAAAGAGGGGAAUGUGUUUUGGCCAAAGGAACCCACAUGGGCCCCUCAGAGAUUGGUCUUCUGGCAACUGUAGGUGUCACAGAGGUUGAAGUUAAUAAGUUUCCAGUGGUUGCAGUCAUGUCAACAGGGAAUGAGCUGCUAAAUCCUGAAGAUGACCUCUUACCAGGAAAGAUUCGAGACAGCAAUCGUUCAACCCUCUUAGCAACAAUUCAGGAACAUGGUUACCCCACAAUCAACUUGGGAAUUGUGGGAGACAACCCAGAUGACUUACUCAAUGCCUUGAAUGAGGGUAUCAGUCGUGCUGAUGUCAUCAUCACAUCAGGGGGUGUGUCCAUGGGGGAAAAGGACUAUCUCAAGCAGGUGCUGGACAUUGAUCUUCAUGCCCAGAUCCAUUUUGGCAGGGUUUUUAUGAAACCAGGCCUGCCAACGACAUUUGCAACUUUGGAUAUUGAUGGUGUAAGAAAAAUAAUCUUUGCACUACCAGGGAAUCCUGUGUCAGCCGUGGUCACCUGCAAUCUCUUUGUUGUGCCUGCACUGAGAAAGAUGCAAGGCAUCUUGGAUCCUCGGCCAACCAUCAUCAAAGCCAGGUUAUCAUGUGAUGUAAAACUGGAUCCUCGCCCAGAAUACCAUCGGUGUAUACUGACUUGGCAUCACCAAGAACCACUACCUUGGGCACAGAGUACAGGUAAUCAGAUGAGCAGCCGUCUGAUGAGCAUGCGCAGCGCCAACGGAUUAUUGAUGCUUCCUCCAAAGACAGAGCAGUACGUGGAGCUCCACAAGGGCGAGGUGGUGGACGUCAUGGUCAUUGGACGGCUAUGAUGGUCACCAGCGGGAGAAAGCUUUGAUGCAUGUCUACAUACCAUUGACUGUAUCCUGUAAUAUGCAACGGCACAGCUAGUUUUUCUGAUUUGGAUAAAAGUUGAUCUGUAUGGUCAACAUCUUGAACUAUAUUUCAAAAGAAUUUAAAUACCUUUUAAAGAAAAAAACACCUAAAAAUAAAUCUUAACAGACAACUCUAUUCUGAUUAUAUCAAAGCAAAUUUUUCCUUUCUUGCAAAUUGCUUUGUGUGUUCAAUGCUAGGUCUGAUAGCGAUAGCUUUUAGUAGACAGCAGUAGGUGCCUGCAGAACUUGUGUUUUUCUCAUCUUUAAAAUACAACUACUUAUGCUCUUAAAUCAAGGCUGUCUGCUUAUUUAUACUAGCGUAGGCAACACUUGGAUUUCCCUUCUUAGUAUGCUUCAUAACCACUUUACAGAGAGCUUUUGCUUGUUCUUUAUCAUGUAUCUCGUGUUUAUGUGCACAGUGCCAAACAAAGAGUGACUGGGUGGUGGCCCUGCCCUGCCUCAAGGAGAACCAUCCCCGCAGAGCGUUCGGGGGUGGGGGGGCCUCGCAUCCCAGUAGCCUCAUGGCACAGUACUCUUGGGCAGUAACUGGAUACCUUUUAUUUGAACAAACAAACUGGGGGGAAAAAAUGCUUCCUUAAGUGCUGACAGCCUUUUUAACCAAUACAUUUAAAAUUGUACAGAAUAAAAAAUAAAAUCAAAGACUGAUCUUGUACAGAUAUUAGUGUUACCAGCAUUCAUGUGGAAAUCAAGAGCAAAGAAAAAACAAUGUUAAACAACUCUGUACCAUAACAUUUUCUGUAAUGAUACUGAAACUUAAUGAAUAAAAAAAAUCCUCGAUCAUUAUUUAAAA
Molecule: messenger RNA, 3819 nt
Organism: Lagenorhynchus albirostris (white-beaked dolphin)
Lineage: Eukaryota; Metazoa; Chordata; Mammalia; Artiodactyla; Delphinidae
Gene: GPHN
Product: gephyrin
Exons: 25
Coding region: 471-2945 (824 amino acids)
Biological process (GO): establishment of synaptic specificity at neuromuscular junction; postsynaptic neurotransmitter receptor diffusion trapping; glycine receptor clustering
Cellular component (GO): dendrite; cytoplasm; postsynaptic membrane
Molecular function (GO): molybdopterin molybdotransferase activity
Source: RefSeq, a predicted model, not a curated record